AUGUUAUCAACGCUGUGGUUGGGUCUCAUUGCCCUCGGCUUUUUUAUUGUUACCCUUCGCGGCCGGAAAAGAUAUCCGCUACCUCUUCCUCCUGGUCCUAAACAGCAACCUAUAAUUGGAAAUCUGAAGGACCUUCCAAGCCCAGACCAACAAGAUUGGAUGCACUGGCUAAAACAUAAGGAGCUAUAUGGACCAAUCAGCUCACUCACUGUGCUGGGAAAACAUGUUAUCGUCCUUAAUGAUGCUAAGUUGGCGGUGCAGUUACUAGAAAAGCGUUCCGCUAUAUUCUCAUUGCGUCCAGAAAAUGCGUUCACUGAUAUGUCGGGCUGGCAAUAUGUUCUUGGGGCACUCAGAAAAACAGACCACGUAAAGAAAACACGCAAACACUUGUUUCAAGAGAUGGGUUCAAAGAAUUCCGUUGCCCGCUUCAACGAUAUUCAGGUAGCGGAGGUCAGUCGCUUCCUAGUGAGGGUAUUGGAUAAGCCAGAAAACCUCCUUCAGCAUAUACGGAAAGAGGCAGGAGCAAUCGUCUUGAAAAUUGGUUAUGGCUAUACUAUUGAACCCCAUGCUCGGGACCCUCUUGUGGAUCUAGCCGACCAGGCGAUGGAGGAUUUUUCAUAUGCCUUGCUUCCAGCAACAUGGGCAGUGGAAUUUAUUCCAAUAAUGAGAUAUCUCCCGGCCUGGUUCCCUGGGGCAGGGUUCGUGAAGAUCGCGCAAAGCUAUAGGUCCAGAGCAAAGGCAUUCAGUGACGUUCCGUACUCAUUUACCAAGCAAAAGAUAAGUGACGGUCAAUUUGUACCAUCCUUCUUGUCCAAUCUUCUUCGGGACAAUUAUGUGGAGCCUGGAACCGAAGACGAAGAGGUCCUCAAAUGGUCAGCUGGGUCUUUGUACGCUGGAGGAGCAGAUACAACCGUCUCUUCAAUUGCGAGUUUCUUUCUCGCCAUGGCUCUUUUCCCGGAGGUGCAACGCAAGGCUCAGGAAGAAAUUGACACAGUGCUUGGGACUAAUCGACUACCCCAAUUCCAAGAUCGAGAUAACCUUCCAUAUAUAAAUGCACUGGUCAAGGAAGUUCUCCGAUGGCAUCCAGUUGUACCCAUGAGUGUACCACAUAUGUCAUCUCAAGACGAUACAUGCGAAGGGUACUUCAUCCCCAAGGGAUCAUCUGUUCUUACAAACGUCUGGGCAUACACGCACGAUCCAACUGUUUAUCAUGACCCAAUGAUCUUCAACCCGGAGCGCUUUUUGCCGACCCCAGACCGCAAACUCCCAGAGCGCGAUCCACACAUGCUUGUGUUCGGAUUCGGUCGUCGAGCCUGUCCUGGGCGUACUCUAGCAGACGCAAAUGUCUUUCUCACAGUCGCACAGGCUUUGACUGUUUUCAGUAUCUCGAAACCGAUAGAAAACGGGGUCGUCCAGGAUAUCCCAUUAAAGUUCCUUCCUGGGGUCAUUAGCCAUCCGGCUCCAUUCAAAGUGACAGUCCUGCCGCGAAGCGAGAUGCAUGAACGUAUUAUCCGAGAACUCGGAGAACAACAUCCUUGGGAGAAAAGUGAUGCCGAAUUUAUCCCGAGUGUGUAG
This is a messenger RNA of Penicillium griseofulvum, 1575 nucleotides long. RefSeq names its product cytochrome P450. Lineage: Eukaryota; Fungi; Ascomycota; Eurotiomycetes; Eurotiales; Aspergillaceae. Gene Ontology annotation, molecular function: oxidoreductase activity, acting on paired donors, with incorporation or reduction of molecular oxygen; heme binding; monooxygenase activity. The coding region runs from base 1 to 1575 and encodes 524 amino acids. The transcript is spliced from 7 exons. The record is from RefSeq and is a predicted model, not a curated record.